AUGGGUAUCUCUAGAGAUUCCCGCCACAAGCGCUCCGCCUCCGGUGCCAAGCGCGCCUACUACCGGAAGAAGCGCGCUUUCGAGGCCGGUCGCCAGGGUGCCAACACCCGUAUCGGCCCCAAGCGAAUCCACACGGUCCGCACCCGCGGCGGCAACCACAAGUACCGCGCCCUCCGCCUCGACAGCGGUAACUUCGCCUGGGCCUCCGAGGGCUGCACCCGCAAGACCCGUGUCAUCGGUGUCGCUUACCACCCCUCCAACAACGAGCUCGUCCGCACGAACACCCUGACCAAGUCCGCCGUUGUCCAGAUCGACGCCGCUCCUUUCCGUCAGUGGUACGAGGCCCACUACGGUCAGAACCUCGGCCGUCGCCGCCAGCAGAAGCAGCAGGCCGCCGGCACCGUCGCCAAGGAGGAGGAUGCCAAGAAGUCCAACUCGGUCGAGAAGAAGCAGGCUGAGCGCUUUGCCGCCCAGGGCAAGGUCGAGAACGCCCUCGAGAAGCAGUUUGAGGCCGGUCGUCUGUACGCCGUUGUCUCUUCCCGUCCUGGCCAGUCUGGUCGCUGCGACGGAUACAUCCUUGAGGGUGAGGAGCUCGCCUUCUACCAGCGCAAGCUUCACAAGUAG
This is a messenger RNA of Colletotrichum higginsianum IMI 349063, 624 nucleotides long. RefSeq names its product 40S ribosomal protein S8. NCBI's taxonomy places the organism in Eukaryota, Fungi, Ascomycota, Sordariomycetes, Glomerellales, Glomerellaceae. The record is from RefSeq and is a predicted model, not a curated record. The transcript is spliced from 2 exons. Gene Ontology annotation, molecular function: structural constituent of ribosome. The coding region runs from base 1 to 624 and encodes 207 amino acids. Gene Ontology annotation, biological process: translation; maturation of SSU-rRNA from tricistronic rRNA transcript (SSU-rRNA, 5.8S rRNA, LSU-rRNA). Gene Ontology annotation, cellular component: ribosome; cytosolic small ribosomal subunit.